ACAGACUUACUUCCGGUAACAGUAGACAACACGCAAAACAUAAACAAAGAGAAAGUCAGCUGAGUCUAGCUGUGUGUAAACAUUAAACAACACAGCUGAUUGCCUAUAGAUGGCUGCUGGAUUAAACAUUGCUGGUCUACAGUUGGACACAGCACCUCUAGCACAACAUGACAGUGAGCAGGUGUCAUUCAACUCCAGAAGUCAGAUGUCUGUAUCUAUUCCCACCUCCCCAACUGCCCUCUCCCUGGCUAGUCCAGAGGGAAUUGACUGCUAUGGUAAUGAGAGACAGGUUCUUAGUGACCAGGCAAAAUUCUACAACAAUUCUACUCUAAGUGAUGUGACACUAGUGGUGGGAGGCAACAAAUUCUACGCACACAAGCUCAUUCUGGUUCGUUCAAGUGACGUGUUUGAGCGCAUGCUGAGUGAAGAGUGGAGUGAUGGUAGCAAAAAGGAUCUUACUUUGACAGAGGACAGUAUGUGUGUCAAUGUCUUUCCAAGAUUUCUGCAAUUCCUAUACAGUUGUCAUAUCAAACUAAACAUGGACAACACAUUACCAGUAUUGAUUCUAGCAGAUAAAUACAAUGUCACAGACCUACGCAAUGUCUGUAUCUCAUUUGCAUGCUCGUUUAUCAUCCCAAAAUUACAGCUGAAAGAGGUGUUUCAUGUUUGGUUUCAAUAUGCCACAAAGUGCAACAACACUCGACUGACCAAUUCCUGCAUCAGAGCUAUGGCUGAAAAGAUGGAUGAUAUCAUUGGAUCAGUGGAAUGGGAAGAUGAGUGGGUUAAUAUGGACAAUCAGCAGCUCAUUGAGUUUCUCAAGUGCUCAGAUUUAUGUAUCAAAGAUGAAUUCCAGCUAUGGAAUGCCAUGUUAAAGUGGUUACUGUGUCCACAAUUCCCAGCUAGAGCAGGAGAGAAGAUUCAAGAGCUGGCUGAAAUUGUGGAGCACAUUCGUUUUCCUAUGAUGACAGCUGAGCAGCUCUGUGCUGUAGAAUCUAGUGAAGUGGCACAGAAGUAUAAAGAUAUCUUCCAGAGGCAUUUUCUUCAGGCUUAUAAGUAUCAUGCACUACCCUUGACUAGUAGGGCUACUGUUAAAGAAUUCAGUGGUCCAUGCUUCUUACUGAGGAACUACACAGAUCUCAGAUGGGACAAACGGUUUGUGAUUCAACCAUUUUCUGCCUGUCCUAAGUGUUCAGAAGUAAGCUUCAGGUUUUCAACGAGGGCUUCAACUUUUCCUCAGCAGACUUGGGAUUGGGAUCUAAAAUGUCACCCAAAAGGAUUCUCAUCGACAUCGGAGGAGUUCAGAUGUAUACUGUAUUCUAAUCUUAUUUUGGAUCAGCCUCGUCCGAUUGAGUAUCUACUGUCUGUAGUAGGGAAGGAAGAAAUUCUUCACUCUGUCAGUGGACGUAAAAAUUUCUCCAAGACAAGAUACACCGCUGACACUGAGAUGGAUAAAAAAGUAUCUGUUGCGGAACUCUGCCAACCAAAUUCCCCUCUACUUUUGGAUGACUCUUUGAUCCUGCAAAUAACACUUAAACCAGUAGAAUAACAAUUUAAUACAUCUAUUUGGGGAUCUGCAAUCUGUGUUAUAGAUUCGUAAAUUGUGCCAGAGCAUUAAGAUUUAGGAUGCACAGCUAUAUAUUGUAAUGUACUGUAAAGUAUAAUGUAGUUAGAACAGAUGUCUCAGUAGUUAACUUAUUGCAAAUUUUCUGUCAUUCACAAAGCACUGUUUUAAUUCAAAGUAGUCUGUUUAUUUAGAUAAACUCAGCUUUAAUUUCAUUUAUUAGAUGAACAUAUGUUAUUUCAAAUGAAAACAUGCUAAAUGAUAAGUGUUUAUUAAAAUACUGACCGAUUCUCAGCUUAUGUUGAGUUGAAGACUUCAGAUAUAACAAGUGUUAGUUAAAAUGAUUGAGAUACAUUAAACUGAUAUCCCAGAAUCUUGUUAUACCCAAGUCCACAAUAGCAGAAUUUUUAUUUAAAUGAUGUUGGAUCAUUGACAAGCUACUAUUUUUUUUGUAAUUUGUUGUUUCAUUUUGCUUAUAAUCAAAAUGGACCAAAACACUAAAAAUCAUAUUGAACAGUGGCGUAUUUAGGAGAACAUUCCAUUUAGGUUGUUAAUUGUUUCAGAAAUAAUGUUAUAUACUAGCUGGUAUGCGUAUAAUCAGAUAAAUGCAGACAAUUAUGGGCAUGUCUCAUGCAGAAUUUUUUUUAUAUAUAUCCAUAAUUUAUAUUUGUUACAUGUUUGUUGUAGAUGAUUUGCAUGUUUAAUGUCAAUCAAAUUGAAACAUUUAAUGUUUUCAGUGUUCACUGAUAGAGCUUAUUAAACUCAAUAACAUGCAUGUAGAAGUUCAAAUAAAUUUAGAACAAUA
Molecule: messenger RNA, 2366 nt
Organism: Saccostrea echinata
Lineage: Eukaryota; Metazoa; Mollusca; Bivalvia; Ostreida; Ostreidae
Product: BTB/POZ domain-containing protein 17-like
Exons: 3
Coding region: 110-1546 (478 amino acids)
Molecular function (GO): protein binding
Source: RefSeq, a predicted model, not a curated record